Plodia interpunctella (Indianmeal moth) is the source of this 3799-nucleotide messenger RNA. RefSeq lists its product as uncharacterized. Gene Ontology annotation, molecular function: protein binding. Lineage: Eukaryota; Metazoa; Arthropoda; Insecta; Lepidoptera; Pyralidae. The record is from RefSeq and is a predicted model, not a curated record. The transcript is spliced from 6 exons. Bases 84 to 1193 code for a protein of 369 amino acids.
UUUGUCAGUCAAAGUCAUGUCAUGUACAUCUAUCAAACAACAACGCAGUUUUUCACUGAAAUGUAAUCAAAAAUAAUAUAAAAAUGAGUGCAAUAUUAAAAUUUAUCCGUGAGAAUCACAUCCUAGCUCUUAUUGAACAAGCUAUCGUCAAAAGAAAAUCAAGACUCAGUUUGAAUGCGUUCGAAAUGACAGAAAUCCCUGACCUUCUAUACACUUGCAUGGAAGUACAACAUUUGUACUUGCACAAAAACAAAAUAUCAGUUAUUCCAGUGCAGAUAACAGAAUUAUUGAACUUAACCACCUUGACGCUAGACUAUAACAACAUAAAAUCGUUGCCAUCGGAAAUAGGUAACUUGAAAAACUUAGUUAAUUUGAACAUAAGUUACAAUCCAUUGAAUGUUUUGAUUCCGGAAAUCGGGGAGCUUGAGAAUCUAGAAGCGUUCUGGUGUAAUAGAAUAGGUUUAAGAGAGAUCCCGAAGGAGAUCGGGAAGUUGGAGAAAUUGGAUACAUUUGGUGCAAGGGGCAAUCAGCUGCAAAGUAUACCGGAAGAAAUGACAAUGCUGGCUAAAUUAAGAUGGUUAACUCUGGAAAACAAUGAAAUCGAGAUGAUGCCAGCCACGAUGGACAGCAUGGUCGCCCUAGUUCAUUGCAAUGUGAGAAACAAUAGAAUAAAGGAAUUCCCGAUUUCCAUACUUAAAUGUACAGAGCUUAUGUAUUUGCAGCUGAAUAAUAAUCAGAUAUCGACAUUGCCACCGGACUUUGAUACAUGUUUCCUGCCGGAUCUAGAAACUAUUGAUCUUCGGAUGAAUCCCAUUUGUGACUUAACACAUCCAGAGCACCCUCUAGUUCGCUACACAGACGAACUGCCAACAGCGGAACCCGAGCUCUCGUCGCAAGGGUCAGCCAGCAGUCGACACCCGCAGAAUGUUGAGCGGCUGGCCAUCAACGGCACAGCAAUCAGACUACAGCCAGGGAAUCCGCCUAGACACAACAACGACCAUGUUUUAGAUAUGGACAUGGAUGCAUCGUCAGUGGAAUCUUCAGAAGAUUGGGAAAAUAGCGUCAACAGUUCAGAGCUGGACGUCCAGUACCAAAGCGAGGACGAGAGGGCCGAAAACGAGAUCGCGGAUACGUUGCAGGCGGUCGGCGCUGCUUUGCCGGAGCUAUCACGAUACGCGUCCACCGCGAGCUGAAGACCCGGCGCGACUGAACGAUAUACGCUGUUGAGUGGUAUAUAUGUAUAAGCGUAUUGAGGGUAUUUAGUCGGCUUUUUUAAAAGUUUAACCAUGAAGCUAUAAAUAACACUGGAACUUUUUGAUGCAAUGUACAUAUACUGCUAUCUCGUUCAUAUUUAAACAGACGUCUGUUAAUUAUACAUUGCGAGGUAUAUACAGUACGACCCGCCCCGACUCUCCACGGGUGCAAUAUUAUGCAUGUUACACAUAUAUAAAUAAACAUUCCUCUGGAAUCACUCUAUCUAUUAAAAAAACCCGCAAGAUUAUCCGUUGCAUAGUUUUAAAGAUCUAAGCAUAUAUAGAGACGGACAGCGGGAAGCGACUUUGUUUUAUUUAUACUAUGUAGUGAUGUCAAGAAAGUGAAAAAAAAAAACAGAUUUUAAACAACCUAAAUAUUUUUGACAUUGCAACACCAAGUAUAAUGGUCACGAUUGGUUGAUAAACACCCAGUGUUGUCAGCCGACAGGAGACAGCAGCUUCGUUUCCUCACUUUCUUGACAGACUGUAACGUGUACUCACCGUAUAGUUUCAGCGCGCUAAUCACAUAGAUUUGGUUGACUCCUAAGUAAGUUCUAGGCUUGUGUUAUGGGAUACUAACUCAACGGUACUAUAUUUUAUAACAUUUACAUAUAUAGAUAAAUAUCCAAGACCAAGGUCAAUUUGAAAAAGUUCAUUUUACAUCUUGACCAUUAAGCCAUGAAGGUCGUCGGUUGAGAAAGGGAUAGCAGUACAUGUACUUUGGAUUAAAAAGUUCUUUGGAGUCUUACAUUAGAAUUUCAUGAGUUUGAUUCUUUAUCAAAAAAUUUUGAAUCUGUGGCGUGGCUACCAUAGAGCUUGGCGGUCCCGUUAUUAGCUAAUUUUCUAUCAGACUCUCAAACUCACUUCACCUUCUUAAAAAUAUAUGCGGUUGACAUUUUAUAUAUACUUACGAAUGCACCGAGCUGUAUAUAUAUUCUAUAUGAUCAAACAGCUACGCCAUAAAAUAAAAAAGACAUGUGAUAUCUAAUUCUCGGCUCGGAUUUGGCAUACGUUGCAGAUUUAUCAUUGCGGUAAACAAAAGCACUCGAAAAAUCUACGCAAUAUUCAUGAAUUCGUGUCGGCAUCGGUGCGAGUCCGGCGAUAGUGUGUGACUUGAAUAAUUUAAUGGAGGUACCAUUUCGUAUGUAUAUGGAUGGAUGUUUUAUUAAAUUAUAAUGUGAAUGUCACUCUCACACUUAGAACAAAAAUUUAUGUGAUACUUUCGAUACUUUGAUGAUUCUAUAAUGUAAUGAUUCUUGAAAGAGACAUGAAACCAACAUUUUGUCAGAUAGAAUAUUAAGCCCUUUGGUACUGCUCAAGUCUGUAUUGUUAAAUGUGUGUUAUCAUAGUAUGAUAAAAAUAAUAUUAUAAAAUAAACGUAACGCACAAUUGUAUAUGCAUUAUAAUCACUAUAUUCCACGGAUAAAUUUCAAUAUUAGUCCAGUAUAUAGGAAACUACAUGACUAUAAAAUAAAUUUUCUCGAUAACUUUCACAAUAAUUAAAAAAGUAAUAAAACUUUGCAAAGUAUUUUUUUUAAAUUAUGAGGUGAAUAAAUUCUGGGAUCGGGGAUCGAGCGGGAAUUGAACCUGUGCCCCUGUCUAUCCGGAACAGUGCCCUUAACCACUGAGCUAUCGAGACCACGUAUGCUUGUAUAAUAUAAAAUUAUUAACCAUAGCACAAUUGUGAACAGGCACAAUUUUUUUCUCUUGGCUCCAAUAUUGUCUAUUUAUUAAAAUGUACCAAAUAAAAACUAAAAUUAAAAGCUUUAAAAUAUCAGGGCCAAAUAUUUUGUUCUCGAUAUUAUACUUUAGGAUUUUUGUAAUUUAGAAUGUAAUAUUUUAUAAAAAUCAUAGUAAAUGCCAUUCAUGUAAUCAAUAUAACCCCUAAUCUAAAACUACUAGGUUUUAAAAUUAAUACUUAAAUAAAAAUUGUUAUAAUUAAAGUUAUUCUGUUAAUUUUUUUUAUCAUGUCAAAGUUUGGAACAAUUUUAAUCUAAAUACAUCAUAUUUCAUAACCUAAUUUUUUUUUCUUAUAUGCCUUUUAUAAAUUACUUAUGACAUGGAUUUAGUAAGAUUGGCCGAUGUCAAAUGUGUACCUAUAAAAUUUGACAAACAUCGUCAAUUUUCUGUUACGUUGUUGUUAUUUAGUUUUGUUAAUUUUUGUGUACCUACCUAUUGUUUCAUUAUAUAUCUAAUUACAUAAUUUCACCUUACAAUGUUUUUAUGACAGUUGUCAAAAAGUACUACCGUUUUAGGACAAAUCCUACAUUUAAGAUGUGACUAAUUUAUCUACAUAUUAUAUAUUUACAUGUUCAAUCAAUCAUUAGAAAUAAAGCGCGGAGAUGAUUGUGAUUGGUCAAUAAAUAAAUAUGGCAGACAGUUCAAUUUAAAUUUGGAAAGGUUGAAAAAUAUUUAGAAUAUAUCUAUUAUUAUUGUAAUAAUAAUAUUGUAUAAAUAUUUUAAGUGGUUAUCAAUCAUAUCCAUGUCAUAUGAAUUUAAAGGUUGUAAAUAAAGUAAAUUUUUAAAAUAAAAAACUUUUUCUCCAA